UAAUGUUUCUCUUUUUAUUUGCAGAUUUCUGGAUUUCCAGGAUUACUAAAUGGUAAAAUUUCGAAAUUAAGAGAUAAAUCACUUUGAUAUUAUUUAAAUUUUGAUAAUUUAUCACUUUUAAAAUUACAAGAUGGAAGAGAAGAAGAAAUUUAUAUUUUGAGAGAAAUUAUGUUGGAUUUUAUUAAAGUGAUGGAUCAAAAAUCACAAGUUCUAAUAGGAAAGAAAGGUUUUGGGAAUUAUUACGUGGAAUAUACAACGAUAAUUUCAACAAGAUUACAAAUAAGAAAGAACAUAAUUUAGUUUUAAAAAUUUAUGGAAUUUUGUUACGAUAAAGUAAGAUCAAAGGUGUGGUUAAAAAGAAGUGAAUUUGUUGCUGAAUUAGAAAAGGAACGGGGUUUGGAGAAAAGGGAUUUAAGAAAAAGAAAAGAAAUACCAACGAAAGACAAGGACGAUGAUACGGAAUUAGAUAAUAUAAAUAAAAUUAGUAACGAAGGAUCGAAUGAUAGGUAGAAUUACAGAAGGAAUAUCAAUCAAAAAAGAUUGGCAUGCUAUAGUUAAAUUAGUUUAGUUUUUAGAAUAGAUUAUAUAAUUUUUGUAUUAUUUUUUGUUUAAUAUUUUCUAGGUGUUUUAAAAUUAUGUAAUCAAAAUUAUUUGUUGCUUAAUUAAUAAAC
Messenger RNA from Rhizophagus irregularis DAOM 181602=DAOM 197198, 671 nucleotides. The record is from RefSeq and is a predicted model, not a curated record. NCBI's taxonomy places the organism in Eukaryota, Fungi, Glomeromycota, Glomeromycetes, Glomerales, Glomeraceae.